Monoraphidium neglectum is the source of this 663-nucleotide messenger RNA. RefSeq names its product coiled-coil domain containing 39. NCBI's taxonomy places the organism in Eukaryota, Viridiplantae, Chlorophyta, Chlorophyceae, Sphaeropleales, Selenastraceae. Gene Ontology annotation, cellular component: axoneme. The record is from RefSeq and is a predicted model, not a curated record. Gene Ontology annotation, biological process: cilium movement; cilium-dependent cell motility; inner dynein arm assembly. The transcript is spliced from 7 exons. Bases 1 to 663 code for a protein of 220 amino acids.
AUGGAGCAGACUUGGGGCGGCUGCUCCCGCCUGGAGGCGCGUGCGUCUGAGCUGGCGCUGGAGGGUGACAGCCUGGGGCGCGGCCUCAAGGCGGCGGCGGGGGCGCGGGAGAAGGCGCUGGUGGAGCACGACGCGCUGAAGCUGCAGGUCAAGCGCCUGCGCGGGCUGCUGUCCAUGGCGGCCGACGAGGUGACGUCACUGGAGGCGCGCAAGGCGGCGCUGAAGCUGGGGCUGGAGGAGCGGCGCGCAGAGGUGGAGCUGCACAGGGAUGCCCUGAGGAGCGAGCUGCGUCUGGUCAAGGAGGACCUGCACCGCGUCACACUGGAGCUCAGGGACAGGGAGGCCAAGGCCGAGAAGCUGGAGUCAAAGUUUGGUGCGCUGUCGUCCAAGAGCCGCGCCACAGACCCAGAAGGGGGGGAGCCAAAGAGCCAGGCCUAUUACGUCAUCAAGGCCGCCCAAGAGAGGGAGGAGCUGCAGCUGCAGGGCGACCAGCUGGACUCCCAGAUCGCCAAGGCCGAGUCCGAGGUUGCGGCGCUGGAGGGCACCCUGGGCCAGCUGCAGGCCACCAACACCGCGUUCAGCGCCAGCCUGCGCGGCGGGGAGGACGACGCCGCGCGCGCCAAGGCGGCGGCGGUCAGGCGCCUGCGCUUUGCCGCCCCCUAA